Messenger RNA from Cydia pomonella (codling moth), 3763 nucleotides. RefSeq lists its product as uncharacterized. NCBI's taxonomy places the organism in Eukaryota, Metazoa, Arthropoda, Insecta, Lepidoptera, Tortricidae. The transcript has 3 exons. The record is from RefSeq and is a predicted model, not a curated record. The coding region runs from base 1064 to 3421 and encodes 785 amino acids.
CCUUUGGUGUUGCGCGUGUAGGUUGUGCUCCUAUAUCAUAAAAAAUACUAUUAGAAUUCGUAGCGUUUGUAUUAAAGCUUUUCGUGACGUGGCAGUCGCGGGCAAGGUCGAAGGUCGUGAUAUAGCAGGCUACCUUUAAAUAUAAACGCAGUAGGUAUAGGACCGCUCAAUGUUAUGGCGUGCCAUAGGGCGCCUGGUACGGCGUGCACCAGUGGGAUGCUUACACACUUGAAUCACUGCCCGAAGGUAAACUUCGCUGACUAAAACAUAGAUUUAGGGGGACUUUAUAUUGUAUUUCACCAGAGCUGGGCACCGUUAAUCCGUUAAGGCGUAACAAAAAUUGCGUUUUUGUAUUAUUGCGAUACUUGCGAUAGUGAUUUACUUCCGUUUAGUUCCGUUACAACAACCCAUCAUGUGAACCCCAUGACGUUAGGUCUAAUAAUCUCCCCCCUAACCCUACAUUGAAGUGGACCUGAACGACACUCUCUUCGCUGGGCUUUUUUUUUAUAAACUGUUAACUUCCAGAACCCAAACUAACAAUUCAUAUAAGUUAGAGGACUAUCGCAAGUAUGGCAACAAUUAAAAAAAAAGGCAAUUUUACUUAUGCGUUAAAGGAUUAACGGUGAGAGAAUAGAAUCAUUUAUUGCAUGUCACAAACCAGUUAUAAAGGUGUCACAUAUUAUUUGGUUAGUAUAAUGUAAUGCCCUAUAACGUUUACUGCUGAGGUGAGAGAAAUUGUAUACAAAUGCCACAAGACUCCAAACGUUAUUUUGCACCUAGUGCCUUUAGUCCCUCGCUACGCUCCAGAUUCUAAAUAUUAUUAUAGGAUCUUUCGUGUGCUCAGGACCCAAAGUAUAACUCGAUCAUAGCAAAAACCAACUAUGUUGUCGCUUGUUGCACCAAUAUAGAUAUAUACCUAAGCAAAUAAGUCUGUCGUAACCGCGUGCAAUUUUGGAGAUUAUGAGUAGACCUCAUUCCAGGCUCUCCAGCCUUAUUAAUUGCCGGAAAAUUCACACAUACGAAAAGUGUUAAUUUUUCAUAGCAAAAACAACUGAAAUUGGUAAUGUCUGUACGAUGUUCGCCAAUAGGUGGCGAACAUCUUCGUAAGCCGAACCUUCGCGAAGGUCGGAUGGCAUUGCUUUGUUUACAUCGAUACCAUGCGAGCAGUCGCUGCCGAGGACCACGGGACGAAACACCUGACCUUAUGGGGAAAUCUAAAAAAAAGAUUAAAGCGGAUCAGAUAAACGUUUUGAGGAAGCAGUAUGACGCUUUUUUGGAGGAGGAUAAAAAACGCAAAGAGCGCAAUGAACACAUCCUGGACAAGCUCGACAACAUGCGUCUGUCUAACACCGUGGCACGGUACAAGUCCAAUGUCUAUCUAGACCAGAGAGUAACUUUUAACUGCAUUGGGGAAGCGCCGAUUAACACAUAUCCUCAUCCACAAACAAAUCAGCCAGCUAUGGUAAAUCCUCUGAGGAAGAUUAGAGAAACAGCGACACCUAUAGAUUUAGGUGUUCUUACCAAGCCCAUGGACGAGACAUGCAUCCUCAACGAAAUUAGCAAAAAAUAUAUACUGAUUCCUAAGUUAAGCUCCGUUACUGGCGAAAAUUACAUUCCUAGAGCAAUUAAACAGGAUAACAAUAACGAUGGAGAUUGGAAAAGUAAAUAUAGCAUUUUAGAUAAACUCAAACAGAAUGAAAAAGAGGAGACGACUAGCUUUUCUGUUUUAAAAGGCAACGGUAAAAGUUUCUUAGAUGACAUCCCAACCAAAGAGCAUAAAUAUAGGUUUGAUGAUGAAGAAAAUUCCCCAAAAGAUGAAAUCGCAGAAAAGGAUAUGGCUGCUAAAUAUACUACAGACCCUCUGGCUUGUCAAGAUGAGAACGGAACGAUAACUAAAAUUACUAACGAUACUAAGAAGGAAAAGACCAUGAGACAGUCUGAGGUAGCUCCGAAUUUAGACACUCAUUCCACUGCAUUAAAAACUGACACAGAUAGUGGAGGACAAUUACAGCAGUCAAACAUAGGUACAGCAGAUUUUGGGGUACCGACUCCGCAAUACACUUAUCCAAUACAAGAAGUUAGUGAAGUUCAGUUAGCUUCGCAUGAAACCGGGGGUCGAAAUAUUGAUCCAAUAUACAACGAUAAACAUGAAAAUGAAGAUAACGAAAAACUGUCUCCCGUUGUAAACGAUAUCAGACAUGUAGAAGAAAUUGAUCCUAUUAAACCUGAAGCACAAAAAACAAAAAGUGAUCAUUCGAACACAGAUGAUUCUGAAAAACUGCAAUAUCCAAUUGACAUUAUAAAUGUUCAGGACUUUACGCCAGCAGAAGGCAUAAAAUUGGUAGAUGGAGUGAAUAUUAAUCCAGAUGGUCACGCCGUACAGCAGACAUAUUUGGCACCUAGUGACCAGAACGCAGCUCUAGCAGCGGAACAUGCAUAUCAGCCAAAGGUCGACCAACCACAAGGCGAUGUUCAGUACGGGUUCCAACCAACAGGCUCUUCUGAGGAAGUAUAUCUACCUGGAGCUACUCAGCCACCUGGUGGAGACCAUUAUGUUUCUGACCCAACAGCAUCUGGUGAGCAAGCAUAUCUACCAGGGGAUCAGCAGCCGCUAAGUGGUGAUCAGCAUGUCUCUGAACCAGUUGCACUUGCCACAGAACAGCAAGAGCAUAUUACAGAGAAUACAGAACAGCACCAACAAGGUGCUUACGAUCAAACUGGGGAGUAUAAAUCAGAAAUCCAAGCAUUUGAAGAUGAGCAGAACCAAAUGUUUUAUUCAGAACAGGCAAAUUACCAAGAUUACAAUCAAGAUCCAAAUGCUGUGGGUGAUGGUUACAGUGCUGAGACAAAUUACGAUCCCUCACUCUUGUAUGGAGGUGUACAGCAAGAGGCAGCAUAUCCUGCGGAAAUAAACGAACAUGAAGAAACUUCACAACGGUAUGAUCCUAGUUACGAGGAGCAGUAUGCGUCUAAGGAUGCAGAGCAACUGUAUGCUGAACAACAAUAUAGCGAUCAGCAAUACACUGAACCACAAUAUAGCGAUCAGCAAUAUACUGAACAAGGACAAUAUAGUGAACAACCUUAUGCUGAACAACAAUAUGGUGAACAUCAGCAAUAUGAUGGACAACAAUAUGGUGAUCAACAACAAUAUGCUGAACAGCAACAGUAUACUGAUCAACCACAAGGCGAACCUGUGAUAGCAACACUUCAAGAAUAUGAUCAAGCAUACACAUUACAAGAACAGACCAUGGAGCACAUUGAACAACAACUCGAUAAUGAGGAACUUAAUGUUCCAAGUCAAGAUGCUGUGGGUGAUAUUGUGGACGAAUCCAUUAUGUACGCUCAGAAUGAGGGGGAAGUGCCUGCUCCUGAACAAUAUGUUGUAAACCAGAACCCAGAACCGAUCUCUCCUAAACUAUAAAAUAUUAGGAUUUGCACAAUAUUUCAAGAGAUAUGUUAAUUAAUUAGAAUAUAUACUUCUCUUUUUAAAAUUACCUGUAUUAAAAAACGAGCUGAUUAAAUAGAAUUUUUCCUGUCAAAAAAUAAAGUUUAUACCUAUGUUCGAAAUAAGAAAAUCGAUUUUGUUUUUAUCUGCCUUUGUAUCGCUCAAAUAUGCAAGAGGGGCACAGAUAAGGAAAUUUCGGUUUUCCUUUUUCACAGUAGGCCCACUGUUCUGUUGCACAUAUUAGUCAGCAGAUUUAUUGUGUUAAAUUCUGUGUCAUCAAUUUUAUUAUCAUAAAUAAAUAAAUACAUUACUGUUCUA